CCUUUUUCUCUUCCCACAAAUAAUUCUCUCCAACAAAAAACUCAAUUCGCCCGUCUUAAUCUUCGAUCCAAUCUAAUCUCGUGUUUCUUGUUCAUCAUUCAAACCCUAACCCACGAUUUAGGGUUUCUCGAGGGAAAUAGGUUAUCGAGAAUCGAUCUUUGGUUCCUGAAUCGCUAAAGAUGGAUUUCUAGGGUUUGUGGGCGAUGUAUCGAAGCGUGCCGACGAGCGCCGCCGCGUUACGAAGAGGAGGAAUGGCCGGACGACGGACAGCGUCGAUGCGGUUGUGAAAGCUCGAUCAGGUCCCGAGAUGGACGGAUUCGGAUCAGCGAUCGCCGCCGAACGAGGAUCCUUCGAUGCCCUAUUCUUACUUCUCGGAUCCGUUGAAUUCGUCGGCUGGAGCUGGAGGCGACGGAGUGAAAUCGAGGUUUCCGGUCGAUCACGAGAUCAAUUCGAAGAUUUAUCUCUGGAGAGGGAACCCUUGGAAUCUUGAGGUCGAUGCUGUUGUCAAUUCCAGCAACGAGAGUUUAGAUGAAGCACAUAGUAGUCCUGGUUUGCAUGCUGCAGCUGGGCCUGGUCUUGCUGAAGAAUGUGCAACAUUGGGCGGAUGUCGAACUGGAAUGGCAAAAUUGACCGGUGCUUAUGAUCUACCAGCUAGAAGAAUUAUUCACACCGUUGGCCCCAAGUAUGCAGUGAAGUAUCAUACUGCUGCAGAGAAUGCUCUGAGUCACUGCUAUCGUUCUUGCUUGGAGCUUCUUAUUGAGAAUGGACUUCAGAGCAUUGCCAUGGGCUGCAUUUAUACAGAAGCCAAAAAUUAUCCUCGUGAACCAGCUGCACAUGUGGCAAUAAGAACUGUCAGGAGAUUUUUAGAGAAGCAGAAAGACAAAAUUUCUGCUGUUGUCUUUUGUACAACAACGGCAUCUGAUACAGAGAUAUACAAAAGAUUGCUUCCACUUUACUUUCCCAGGGAUAAACAUGAAGAAGAGAUAGCUAUAUCAAAACUUCCAGCGGAUGUAGGGGAUGAGAAUGGGGAGACGACUAUAGACGAACGUAAAAUUAGAAUAAAACCCUUACCUGCAGUGUCAGCACCUGUCCAGAAACCUCCUGCAACUCUUGAAGAUGUUCCUGUCAGUGACGUUGGAUCAACAUUAAGAGGGAAAACUAUACAAUUGGAUUCAUAUCUUGAUCCUACAUUCAUGUCAUUGAUCAAGGACCCUGAUCAACGUCGGAAAGAGCGGUGGGAAAAGGCGGCUCAGGCACAGGGUGGUUUCAAUUUUGCUAAGAUGCUUGGAUUUGGUGAUCUUGGUGGCCCUCCAUUAUCUGCUGCUGAGGAAUAUUCACUUCAUUCCCGAUACCUUGCUAAAGCAAAUUCUCUAAAUCUUUCAGAGAUUGCUGAAAUGAAAAUUGUAUACCGGGGAGGAGUAGAUUGUGAAGGACGUCCUGUAAUGGUUGUUGUAGGAGCUCACUUUCUUCUACGUUGUCUUGAUUUGGAGCGAUUUGUUCUUUAUGUUGUUAAGGAAUUUGAACCUCUGAUUCAGAAGCCUUACACAAUUGUCUAUAUACACUCUGCCGCCUCAUUGCAAGUGCAACCAGAUCUAGGAUGGAUGAAGCGCUUGCAACAGAUUUUGGGUCGAAAGCAUCGGCACAAUCUGCAUGCAAUAUAUGUUCUCCAUCCAACUUUGGGACUGAAAGCAGCAAUUUUUGCUCUGCAACUAUUAGUUGAUGGAGAAGUAUGGAAAAAAGUUGUCUAUGUUGAUAGGCUCUUGCAGCUGUUCAGAUAUGUACCUAGGGAGCAGCUGACCAUCCCUGACUUCGUAUUCCAGCAUGAUCUUGAAGUGAAUGGAGGAAAGGGCAUUAUUGUCGAUCCAAGAACAAAGCAUAUAUAUCACAGACCCUCAGCUUCCGUUUGAUGAUAUCGAAGAUCUGUUCCAUUGCAAGACAGAGUAGAUGCUAGUGUUGCUCUUUGAUGCGAUGUGAUUAGUAUUUGAUCAUUUCUAGUCUUGUAUAAUUCUAGAGCUUCUCAGUACAUUGAUUCAGAUUUCAUUGUAUCUUUUGAGAUUGCACAAUAAACAGGCUGUAUCUUACAAUUAUUUGCCAAGGUCUUUUCUUGGAUUUUGUGAUGCUAUGUUGUACAUACAUAAAAUAAAUGUGAAUGUACUUGUAAAUGCUGUUAUUUGUCUAGUAA
Molecule: messenger RNA, 2182 nt
Organism: Asparagus officinalis (garden asparagus)
Lineage: Eukaryota; Viridiplantae; Streptophyta; Magnoliopsida; Asparagales; Asparagaceae
Product: protein GDAP2 homolog
Exons: 14
Coding region: 354-1907 (517 amino acids)
Source: RefSeq, a predicted model, not a curated record